AUGGGGGCCUCCGACUCGAAGCUCGUAUUCAAAAAGGGUAUCUUCCGCCUCUCUGAAGACAAAGUUAUCCCCGCCGACGACCCCUACUGGGCCUCUUUCUGGGAGCUCCCCGAAUCCACCGAAGAUAUCUUCUCACUUUUCUCCCCUAAUGAUAUCCGACGGACGCGCGACACGGCGCUAGAAAAUCUAGAGACGCUGGUGCUGGCUAUCACCAGCCGGCUACUCAUACUGCGGCACCACCCUUCAUUUCCAGACCCCGAGCUGGCGCCGGAAAGGGAUGCGCUGAACUGUAUAAGAAUCUUGACGAGGAUCUUGCCUUACGUCUAUGAGGCGGAGCAGCUGCAGGAAUGGGAGGACAAGUUUUUCUGGGGCGUGAGGAGGAAACGGACAAGGAAAGCGGCGCUUGCCCGGGAUGUGCUCUUCGACGAGUCGCAAGAGGAGCUCGAAAAACUCGAGGCUGCAGGCGAGGAAUUCGAGGAGGUGAAGCCGCUGGCAGAGGAAUUGAUAGAUACCCUGAUCGACCUCCUCUUCUUCGCAGACUUCACGCUGCCGCGGCCGCAGAACUCGAAGAGCAAAGUCACCUAUGCGAUAUGGCAGAGUGGGGUGGGCUGCAAUACGAGCAUCGGAACCAGCAAGGAGUUUGAGAGUAAUCGGACGGAGAUAUUGCGGUUGUUGUUGACUUUAACAAGUCAAAGCAUGUAUAUAUCUGCAAAUCUGCUGCCGGUGCAGGGCGUCAAGGCGAUCAGCUACAUUGUCACCUGUCCGGAUAAGCAAGUUGUAUUGUCGGUGCUGUGUUCCUUGUUGAAUACUACGCUGAAGUACAACCCGGCGGCAUGGAAGAUACCUUACAACGUACAAGUGUUCAAGGAUCCGAAGCAAAUACUGGUCACAUAUGCGCUGCAGUUCCUCCUAGUAAUACUGCUGUAUCCUAUACCAGAGGGAGACCCAGCACAUGCAAAGAAAAACUACUUCCGACACUUUCUGGGACGGCUACAUAGACCCCAAGAUUUCCAAUUCAUCGUUGAUGGAAUGACCAGAAUCCUCAACCAGCCUUUAAACGCCAGCUCUUCCUACAUCCCAGGGAACCAACAGUCCACAAAGUGUACCUCUGAAAUGAUCAUGCUCUUCUGGGAGAUCACACAGUGCAACAAACGCUUUCGAUCUUUCAUUAUCGACACUGGACGCUCACAUGAUUUCCUCAUUCUGAUCCUCUUCUAUGCUAUCGAGUACAAGCUAGAUGCCUCGAAGCAAGGAGUGGUCAGAAUGUGUAUCUUUCUUCUCCAGACACUGAGUGUUGAGCCGAAUUUUGGGAAGAACCUCAAUAAGAGAUUUGAGGCUCAAGAGACUCUCCCUCCCACUAUCCGUUUGCAGAACUUCAACGGAACCUAUGCAGACUUUCUAAUACACUCCAUCUACAACAUCAUCACGAGCAGCCAAGGCAAAUUGACUGCAAUUUACCCGGCGUUACUAGCUGUUAUCAAUAAUAUCGCCGCUUACCUCGAAAACUUGAGCGCGUCAGCUUCCGGGAAGCUACUCCAGCUAUAUUCCUCGAUGUCAUCGCCGAGCUUCUUGCUCGCGAAUGAAAGCAAUCACGACUUGCUCCAGUCGCUACUAGAAAGCAUGAAUGCCAUAAUCGAGCAUCAGUUUGUCAAGAAUCCCAACUUUAUCUAUGCUGUGUUGAGGAACAAGAAGAGAUUCGAGGCUCUUCGUUCGUUCACACUUGAAAGUGGCCAAGAAGAAAUCGAACGCCGGAAUCGACGUCGAAAGGAGCGAGCAGAUCCGAAUGAUCUGGCCGAGAGCAGGAGAGGAUCAGUGGACAGUCUCCGAAGCCCGACUAUUGGCCAGCCUCGAGCCCCAUCUCUCAGGGAUGUUCCCGAAGAUGGGACAUUCGCUAUCGGCGACGAUGAGGACGAAUACACAGAUGAUGACAUCCGUUCGACGCCAGCAGAAUCUACCCCGACUGAGCAGCCAUCACGCGCCUCGUCCAUCUCAUCGAGUAUAGACGAUGCAGUGCCCACUCAACUACGAGGCAUGUCUGAAAAGGCCAGAGGCAAAAUGCCAGCCGGUAUGCCAAACUUUUCGCGCCAAAACAGCAUCACAAGCCUCGCCAGCUACUCCACAGCUACCUUCUCCAUGCACGGCGCCUUCGAGCCAACAGCAACCUGGAUUGACUCCUGGCUCACCGAACUCCCGCUCCACACAAUCCUAACUCUAAUUUCCCAGCUUUCACCCCUCCUGCCCCCAACUACCCGCUCCUCAACCGACACACCAUCCACCACCAUUCUGCAUGCCCUGCAAACCGCCAAAAUCACAAACAUCGACCCCUCACCCAUCCGCAUCCAGUACUUCGAGUGGACGCCCCUCUCCCUCGGCUGGUACGAAUCGCUCCUCUGGUCCUUCGUAUUCACAAGUGAGAUGCAGGUGGCCAAGGGUACAGUAGGUGUCUGGAACGGCACAGCCAUCAAACUUUUUAGAGUCGAAGCCGUAGCGCCCAGCGGGCCUAGCUUGAGUAGCCCUAGGGGCGCGGUUGAUGCGCUAGGUAGUAAUAUCGUGAGCCGGAUGCAGAGUGUGAAUCUGAGGGGUGUUCCUGGCGUCGGUGGUGCCGCUGCUCAUGAUACACAUAGCGCGCAAGAGUCGAGGCCGAUGCUGGCGAGGACGGGAACGGGAAAUGGGGGCAGGCCGAUGAGGAGCACGAAUAUCUGA
This is a messenger RNA of Drepanopeziza brunnea f. sp. 'multigermtubi' MB_m1, 2703 nucleotides long. RefSeq lists its product as uncharacterized. The record is from RefSeq and is a predicted model, not a curated record. Lineage: Eukaryota; Fungi; Ascomycota; Leotiomycetes; Helotiales; Drepanopezizaceae. Gene Ontology annotation, cellular component: membrane; Golgi medial cisterna; Golgi trans cisterna.